UUUUCACUGACGUUUGAACUUGACACGGAAGCCUGAACCCAAAGCUGGUUUUAAUCUCUGCAGCGCCUCAAUAUUUCCUUGUUUUACGAUACAAGGCAAACUUGCCAACACUGUGAGGAACACUGCACAGCAACGCCUGGCAUAAAGGGGGCUUAUGUUAUGUUCGCCUCAAAAAGCGGUGUUGGGGAUUCACUGAGAUGGAAGACGUUCGAGCUUUGAAGAUAUAACUGUGCAGGCUUAAAGGAAAAUAUUCCUGCUCAUUUGUAUCUCAAGACAUUCUCGCCAGUGUGCCACAUUCCCCGCGCACUACUUUAAGGCAUGGAGUCGCCAGCUUCAGAUCUCUCCAUUACUGCAACAGAACAGGCGGUUCCUGAAGCCAGGAACGGUCAGUGCGCCCCGGUAUCUGGUCAGCCGAAGGAGAGGUACAGGAUGGACAGAGACACCGAGAUGAGGAUCAGUGAAAGCGCGCAGUUCGGCGAUACAGUGGAGAACAGAGGUUUACUGGAAAGCAGCCAAAAGCUGAAACCCCACGAAGCUCAGAGCUACCGCAAGAAGGCGUUGUGGGUGUCCUGGAUCUCGAUUCUUAUCACUCUGUCUCUGGCUGUGGUAGCCUUCAAUGGACCGGUCUCAAUAAGGGAAUGAGUAAUUCCUAUCAGCGAAGUGAGGGCACCGUAAAGACCAAAAAUGAU
This is a messenger RNA of Rhincodon typus (whale shark), 689 nucleotides long. Its product is annotated as transmembrane protein 163. The record is from RefSeq and is a predicted model, not a curated record. Bases 319 to 642 code for a protein of 107 amino acids. Gene Ontology annotation, molecular function: zinc ion binding. The transcript has 4 exons. NCBI's taxonomy places the organism in Eukaryota, Metazoa, Chordata, Chondrichthyes, Orectolobiformes, Rhincodontidae. Gene Ontology annotation, cellular component: synaptic vesicle membrane.